Messenger RNA from Labrus mixtus (cuckoo wrasse), 2336 nucleotides. RefSeq names its product annexin A13 (gene anxa13). The record is from RefSeq and is a predicted model, not a curated record. Lineage: Eukaryota; Metazoa; Chordata; Actinopteri; Labriformes; Labridae. The transcript is spliced from 11 exons. Gene Ontology annotation, cellular component: cytoplasm. Gene Ontology annotation, molecular function: calcium ion binding; calcium-dependent phospholipid binding. Bases 139 to 1089 code for a protein of 316 amino acids.
AGCGGUCCACGGUGACGUCACACGCUGGUCUCUGCUGCUGCUGUGGGCCGCAGUUUGUUCAGGAGGACUAAAGAUCCCAAACUACUGUAGGCUACGAUCUCUUCCUUCACCAACUGCAGCCGGAUAAAACCUCUUAAAAUGGGCAACUGUCAACCCACAAUCGUGCCCUAUGAGGAGUUUGAUGUCAUCGCUGACAUUAAGGCCAUCCGCAAAGCCUGCAAAGGGUUCGGAACCGAUGAGCAGGCCAUCAUCGACAUCCUGGCCAACCGCUGUUCAUUCCAGCGCCAGGAAAUCAAACAGGCUUACUUUGACAAGUACGAUGACGAGUUGGUGGACGUGUUGAAGAGCGAGUUGUCGGGUAACUUCGAGAAUGCCAUCCUCGCCAUGCUGGACCUGCCCGUCAUCUACGCCGUGAAGGAGCUGAGGAAGGCCAUGAAGGGAGCGGGCACGGAUGAAGACGUCCUGGUGGAGCUCCUCUGCACUGCUACCAAUGCUGACAUCGCCUUGUUCAAGGAAUGCUACUUUCAAGUGCAUGAACGGGAUCUUGAAGCAGAUAUCGAGGGAGACACAAGCGGGGACGUCAGAAACCUGCUCAUGGCUCUUUUGGAGGGCAACAGAGACGAGAGUUACGAUGUGGACGAAGAUCUGGCUGAACAAGAUGCUACCUCCAUGUUUGAGGCAGGUGAGGGUUGCUUUGGGACAGAUGAGUCCACGUUCAGCUACAUCCUGGCCUCCAGGAACUACCUGCAGCUCCAGGCCACAUUCAAGACAUAUGAGCAGCUCUCUGGAACUGAAAUCCUGGACGCCAUCGAGAACGAGACAUCUGGGACACUGAAGAAAUGCUACAUUGCUCUUGUGAGAGUCGCUAAGAACCCUCAGCUCUACUUUGCCCGGCGUCUGAACAAAGCGAUGAAAGGAGCGGGCACCGACGACGACACCCUCAUCCGCAUCAUCGUGUGUCGCUCUGAGUUCGAUUUGGAGACCAUCAAAGAAAUGUACCUGGAGAAGUACGAUGUGUCUCUGAAGGACGCCCUGAAGGACGAGUGCAGCGGGGACUAUAAACGUCUCCUGCUGGCGAUCUGCCACUGAGAGUUCUCCUGAGUGGAUGUGGAUGACAAAGGCAGAGACGGCAGAGUGUGUUUAUACCGAGGGCGCUGUUUCCCGUCUAACAAAGUAAAAUCACUCAGUCUCUCCAUGCGGCAUUAAGCAGGGAGCAGGAGGCUGGAAGUGGCUCAUAACUCUGAGUUAAUGUUUAUCUAAGUGGCGCCAAUUUUGAACUUUUUCAACAGGCAUUCAUUACAACGUUGGCUUCGAACUGGAUUUACUUAAGUCUCCAAAAGUACAGUUUCUGUCAAUCACUGUCCAUUUCUUCGGCAGUGUUUAGCAUCAUUUUCUAACGUGUUUACUAGCAUUUACAGUCAGUUUUAGUUACUAUAAACGAGCAACAAGAUGUAAACGUCCUAGGAAAACACCCAAAUGCACUGAGUGUGUUUUAAUCAGAUGGAUCUACGGUUUGUUAUCACGUCGUAAAAGUAAUUCAUGUUUGUACCCUAGCAUGAAGUCGGCUUUAACCCGCUGCUGCAUUUACAGAAGUUAUUGAAAGUGUUACUAAUGAAGAAGUAUUAGAUCCAAUUAUUCUGUAUUCAAGUUGAUUUUGUUGUCCAAGGCCGCUGUCGUUCACCCUCCAUCCCCCAAAACUCAGUGACUGUUUUAUUUCACCGCUGUUAUUACUAAUGCAAUCAUCCAAUAAGAAGCUUGAAUUUUGAAGAAAUGUGAACGUUUGUUAUGAAGGGCUAUACGUUUGUGUCAUGAAGGUUAUGCAAUGUUAUGUGAAAAGACAGGAUGGAUUUCCCUCACAGAUGAUUAUCAAAAGAGAAUAUAUUUUAUCAUGUUCUUGUUGAAGAAAACUUUAUAUUCAUUUACAAUAUGUUGCAUUUUUAUCCACCAGAAAAACUUGACAAAUCCAAAUGCACCUCAAAUUGCUCUCCUUUUUUUUUUGUAUUUUACUACUAACACAGUAGAGAGUUAAUAUAUUAACAUUAAUAUAUAUAACAUUAUUUAGUUGACUGUAUAAGGUAGGUCAGAGAGUAUCAAUGUGAAGAAACCUGUAGGUAAUAUGUAACAUCCAGACAGUCUGACAUCUGUGUCAUUCUCUGUCACUGUAAGGCAGCUGAGAUUUGUUCAAAUGACCACUAUUGUAAACAUUUUGAGUAGCUGAGUAUACACUAACUGAAAUAUGAGAUAGGUAAAACAUGAACCAGGAUAUCAGAUGGGUUGUGUCUCUCUAUAGCCAAAGAUUUCCAGUGUAAUUGCAAAUAAAAUUCCCUAUAACAUCA